Poeciliopsis prolifica (blackstripe livebearer) is the source of this 1741-nucleotide messenger RNA. It is a transcript of the gene gnrh3, whose product is annotated as gonadotropin-releasing hormone 3. The transcript is spliced from 3 exons. Gene Ontology annotation, cellular component: extracellular region. The record is from RefSeq and is a predicted model, not a curated record. Gene Ontology annotation, biological process: multicellular organism development. NCBI's taxonomy places the organism in Eukaryota, Metazoa, Chordata, Actinopteri, Cyprinodontiformes, Poeciliidae. Bases 1334 to 1603 code for a protein of 89 amino acids. Gene Ontology annotation, molecular function: hormone activity.
AUUUUGUAAUUCAGUAAUUGAUUCAUCAGUGCCUGAGUAGGUGGAAGGAUGUGUGUUGAUUUGUGUUUGAAUCCAGCAGACAGAUGCAGAUUUCAGAGAAAAAUGUCCAUAUUAAACCUAGGCAUAUUAAACCUACCAAAUCAAGCAAAUAUGUGAUCUCCAUAAGGUUAAUUAGUUAACUUGGAAAAUAUGAAAAUAAAAUAUGUGUGUCAUUUUUCUGACUUUGAAUUCUUAGAACAUAUUGAUAGCAAACACACACAAGAAAAAUGAAAAUCAAAAAACUUUAAAUUGUGAAUUAAAAAUAAUCUCCAUUAUCCCAAGCAUGAUAAGAGGCAUCUUAUUAACUGAAAUCACUUUACAGCAACAAGAACUCACCUUUUUAAUAUGGGUUUAUCCAUUGUACAGUAAAUAGAAACUCACACUCUACAGUAAACACAAUAGUUAUUGAUUAUCCUAAAUUGCCUAUAUGGAAAUAUAUUUUUGCAAGUUUUGUGAUGAAGUAUUUGUGGAGCAUUAAAAUUUGUACGGCAAACUUUCUACUAUGUUUGUACAUCUAAACAAUUGGUUUAAACUGGAAUCACUGCUCUUAUUAUUUUUGUUUUAUUUACUUUUUAUUUUUGGUGUAUACAAAAAUCAGUUGUGGUCAUUCAUCAUCGCUAACUGCAUUGUUGACUUCAAUCUGUUCUUUUAUUAAAAGAAUAACAGAUAAGGAUAAUAACAUUUAAAGCCUUACAGCAAGUGUAACAAAUGCACAAGCAUCUGGUUUAAGUGAUGUUUUUUUUUUCUUUCUGCCUUUUGUAUCUGUGCAGGUUUUCAGCAACUGUUUGCUAAAAGCAGCGUCCAAUAAAUUAUAGAUGGAGAUAAACGUCAGGUUUCAUCCAAAUGUCUUUUUUUUAGUGAGCACCUCCUCACAGAUGCAUCCAAUACAUCACAAAGACAUUUUAUGAUAUAUAUUUAAUGCCUCUCCAAGCCUGGCGGUGAUCUCAGCAUAUGUGAGCACUUAGCCAGCUCCAUUAGUUGUGUUUUGUGUCCCAUUAGUCCGUAAAUGUGUCACACCUGCAAAGAGGGGAUUAUAAUCCUGACAGCAGCCUUGUACAACACCUAUAAAAUCCCCCCCUGGCUAAUGCACCACAUGCUAACAAGGAAAACACAGAGGUGAGAUAGUCUUCAAUGAAGUUGGGUGAAUGUCCAUGAACUUAUAACUGUUGUUUUGAUUAACUCUGGUCUAAAUUAUAGUCUGCUUGCGCACUGUGAUCAGUUAGUUUGCAUCCGUGGGCUGCGGAGCUGUGACAUUAUUGUUUUUAUUACAUAUUUGGCUUUCCCUGCAGCUUUAAUGAAGGCAAGCAGCAGAGUUAUGGUGCAGGUGCUGUUGUUGGCAUUGCUGGCUCAGGUCACUCUGUGCCAGCACUGGUCCUAUGGAUGGCUACCAGGUGGAAAGAGAAGCGUGGGAGAGCUUGAAGCAACCAUCAGGAUGAUGGGCACAGGAGGAGUUGUGUCGCUUCCUGAAGAGGCGAGUGCCCAAACCCAGGAGAGGCUCAGGCUGUACAAUAUUAAUGAUGGCUCCAGCCAUUUUGACAGAAACAAAAGGUUCCUGGAUAAAUAAAGGAGCAUCAAAAAGAAGACAAACUGUAUUAUAAUCAACGCCAUGGACUGUCUACUCUGACUUCAGAUUUUUUCUUGUUUUCAAGACAUAAAAUGCAUGUCAUUAGUGUCAUUAUAAAUCUAUUAUAAUAAACAUUUG